This is a messenger RNA of Oncorhynchus tshawytscha (Chinook salmon), 2131 nucleotides long. Its product is annotated as ras-related protein M-Ras-like. The record is from RefSeq and is a predicted model, not a curated record. The coding region runs from base 174 to 800 and encodes 208 amino acids. Gene Ontology annotation, molecular function: GTP binding; GTPase activity; GDP binding. Gene Ontology annotation, biological process: signal transduction. The transcript is spliced from 6 exons. NCBI's taxonomy places the organism in Eukaryota, Metazoa, Chordata, Actinopteri, Salmoniformes, Salmonidae. Gene Ontology annotation, cellular component: plasma membrane.
ACGCAAAGUAACUGUUACAUUUUUGUGGCAGAUGCUGGCUUUUCCAGCAGCUGUGAUAUGAAAUUGAUUGGAUAGAAAUGUACAGAUCUGAAUGAAGUCAGCUUUACAACAUGAGAAGGCAAGAAAUGUGACUUCAUGCACGCGAAUUUACAGUAAAUAUAUUGGGGUAUAGCAUGGCUGUCACUAUGGCAACGAGCGCUGUUCCCAGCGACAAUCUCCCCACGUAUAAGCUGGUAGUGGUGGGGGAUGGGGGAGUGGGGAAGAGUGCUCUCACCAUUCAGUUCUUUCAGAAGAUCUUUGUCCCUGAUUACGACCCCACCAUCGAGGACUCCUACCUCAAACACACUGAGAUUGAUGCCCAGUGGGCCAUAUUGGACGUUCUGGAUACAGCAGGCCAAGAGGAGUUCAGUGCUAUGAGGGAACAGUACAUGAGGACUGGGGAUGGGUUCCUCAUCGUGUUCUCUGUCACAGACAAGGCCAGCUUUGAACAUGUGGACCGCUUCCAUCAACUCAUCCUCAGGGUGAAGGACCGGGAAUCCUUUCCUAUGGUUCUUGUGGCCAACAAAGUGGACCUGCUGCAUUUACGUAAAAUACCCAGUGAUCAGGGGAGGGAGAUGGCUAGUAAACACAGUAUAGCUUACAUUGAAACAAGUGCUAAGGACACAGCCAUGAAUGUUGACAAGGCGUUCCACGAGUUAGUUAGGGUAAUCAGGCAACAGAUUCCAGAGAGGAGCCAGAAGACAAAGAGGAAAACCAAGUGGCGGGCCAAGUCCCACCGACUGCACUGUGUUGUCCUAUGAUGUUUUUUACUUGUACAGCUGCUCCCUACAGGACAGCGGGAAGAUGAUUACAUUUAGGAGUGUUUACUCUCUAUACAGAGUGCCAGGAGGCAGUUUGUACCCUCUACCCUGGCACAUGAGUUAGGUAGUAGGGAGUUGCCCAGACAUGGGAUGUGACUGACGCGCCCUAAAAGGACCAGUGGAAUAAUUUACAGCUCUUCUGGGGAUGUGCACUAACUUACUCAACAACAUGGAGAUAAAGUGGCAUCACUUUAGCAUUACUGCCUUUAUCUACCAAUGAAGAUCUUUGACAGAGAAACUGGUCAUAUUGGCUCACAAAGAUAAUAUGUCAAUAAUUAGACAUACUGUAAGUUUUACUAAGAGGUAGGACUUUAAACAUUGUUUUACUAAGAGGUAUGCCUUUAAACAUUGUUUUACUAGGAGGUAGGCCUUUAAACAUUGUUUUACUAGGAGGUAGGCCUUUAAACAUUGUUUUACUAAGAGGUAGAAGUUUAAAUGUCGUUUUACCCAGAGGUAGGUCUUUAAAACUUGGUCCAUGUUUUCAUUAAGAUGGAGGCCAUUGAGUAAAGCACUGGAAAGAGGGAGGAAACAGAGAGCUUUCCCCAGCAAGGGGGAGUAUAGUAGAGAGGGGAGUGAGAGGAGGGGAGAGGAUGUGUCUGUUUGUGUUGGAAUCAGUGGGCCUGUCAGACAACAGAGAGAAGAAGGGAAAGUGAGGAAAGAGAUACAGAGAGAGAAAGAGAGAUUCCAAAUGCAUAGCAGCUGGCAAAGGGACUCCAGACAUUGUGUCAAAGCCUGGGAGGCUGCCAAUGUGUAGCCCCAUAGCUUAUACAGGGAGAAUGUCUUUAUAAUCUCUGAACAAGACUGUUAUAUAACUGCAUUGUAGCUUAUUGAACGCACCAAAUGUCUUAUUUGAAUGUACAUUUAUGAACCAAGACAAUUUUGGCUUAUCAGUGCUCACUGGAUGUAGUUGUGUACUUCUCAAAACACUUUAAACACACAAUUGUGGUGUGUGUGUGUGUUUGUGUGUGCAUGAGUGCCCUGGAUAUGUUAUGGCCUAGACGAUGAAAUCUAAUUUUCACAUUUGAAUAUUAGUUUGCUUUGCUACUAUUUAUUCACUAUUUAUUUUACAUAAGUAAUUUAUAGCUGUGUUAUCAUUAGUACAUGGCUACUCCAGAGAGCACAAAGCACAGAGCUUACCUAAGAAAUUGAAGGAAGAAAACAUUUGUAAGCAAAGUAAUAAAUGUGUGUUAAUACAUUUUGUGUUCUAUUAUAUGUUUUUUCACAUCUCGGGUAAACUGGUUUUGUCUGGAUAAAACCAUAAUUAUGAAACA